This is a messenger RNA of Sinocyclocheilus grahami, 3152 nucleotides long. RefSeq names its product serine/arginine repetitive matrix protein 2-like. Lineage: Eukaryota; Metazoa; Chordata; Actinopteri; Cypriniformes; Cyprinidae. Gene Ontology annotation, cellular component: actin cytoskeleton. The transcript is spliced from 12 exons. Gene Ontology annotation, molecular function: actin filament binding. The record is from RefSeq and is a predicted model, not a curated record. Gene Ontology annotation, biological process: positive regulation of substrate adhesion-dependent cell spreading. Bases 39 to 3152 code for a protein of 1037 amino acids.
UAAAGGAACAAUUAUUACUGAACUAAGAGACCGAAAGCAUGACUCGACUGGAACCUGCUCUCCAGCGCUCAGAAAGUCGCUCUGUGAUAGAAAUGCAGAGCAGGAGAGGGAGCGCCAACACAAGCAGAAGAGGAAGUGUCAGCCAACACACAGAGACUAGAAGAGAAGUGGAACAAAGCAGCAGCAGCCGCGCCGUUUUUAAAAGAACCAAUCGCUUCCUCUCACGGGACAGGGAACAGGAAGAUGGCAGUCCUCCUGCUCCCAUGCGCCACUUCGAGAGAGGCCACCCUCUUCCAGUCACCCACAGUCCUGAGCGCAAAGCCACCAUCCCCUUCCGAAACCCAGACCUGGGUCUCCCGUCCAAUAGGAGGCGCUCCAACAAUCUCAGCAACGAGGCAAUGAGUGGCCUCUCCCCCCAGCGACACAUGUCCUAUUCAAAUUUCAGACGUGGGGACAGCCAAUCUCGUGCAAGCCCUCGCUCCGGCAGUCCGAGAUCUACCAAUGUUUCGCCACAAAGGCGAGGGGAAUCGCACAGUUCGUCCCAUCGCCGAGGUUCCGCCGCACACGGUCACCGGAUGUCCCACACGUCCUCUCAGCAGACUUCUGGGAGAUGCACUCCAUCACGAAGACGAGAUUCGGUGGUCACGUGCACCACAUGUCCCUCACAAAGCUGGGGUCCAAAUAAAAACGGGGAAUCCUUUAGCCCCGCCAACAAAAGAAGCCCUUCCCAGAGCUCCUACGGGCACAGCUUGGAUUCUGAAAAGCUGUAUAAGAAUCUCAAAUCAAUUGCAAGUUCGGCUGAGUCAGACGCCUCUGAAGAAAGGAACGGCUGGUCAAAAAGACAUUCUGAUGUGGAAAUCAAUGGCGAUUAUAACAAACGCAACCACAGUGGUCGCAAUAGCGGUCGCAGCAGUCAAAAGAGUGGAGGCCGCAAUACUGGCUACAACAGCCGGGAUUUCUCUCCAACAGGAGGCUACUGUGAUGACAAAACAAGCCACGUCAGUCGAAACAGUGGUUACAACAGUCGCAACAGUGGUUCUAACAGCCCUGGUGCCUCAACACCUUAUAAAAAUGAUGAUAAACAUGGUACACUAAAAUACGGUACUUUGAAAAACAAAAGCCGCAGGAAUGGCGGAUACUCAGACACCACAGACAAACAAUACAGAUCUGAUUCCCGCCAAUCUAUAAGCCCCACCCACUCCCCUCUAAGCCCCGCCUCACCUGCAUCAACGCCAAACAUCUCUCAAUCAAGGUGGAGCCGGAAUCAGGUUCCGUCCCCUGAUUUGCCCAAAUCCCAUGCCUUAACUGCAGAGACGGAUAAGCCGGUCGAUGAUCGGAGCAGAAGCAGCAUCAGGCGGGGCUUGGAGGCGCUAAUUCUUUCAGAGAACACCAGGUCUUCCAGUCAACCAGCAGUGCCAGAGAUGACCAUUGAGGAUUAUGUGAUCAUAGCUGAUAUUCCCCGAUCUAAGCUGUACCCUGAGGAAGAAGAAGCAAUAAUAGUCAGAAGGAGGACACAGAGCCGGAGCCCACGCAGAGACAAUCAGCACAGCUAUGGAGAUGGGAGAUAUGACAAUGAGCAUGAGGUUUCAGAAGAGCGAGGCAGAGGAAGAGAAAGAGAGAGAGGACGAGACCAUAGAGAGAAAGAGCGCAGACGUCUAGACAAAGAGAUGGGAGGCUCCUCAAAAACCAACAGCACUGCGUCGGGCCAUUCACAGAGGUUCAGCAAAACUGGAGAGAGCAUUAUUAGGAGGGUAAACGGAGCACACAGAGGUCCAGAAGAGCCCCCUCAGAUGCAGAGAGAUGAGGCGGAUGGUGAGAUUUAUUUACGUCACUGUCUGCGAGUGGAGGAAUUUGAUGCUGAUGAAAACUAUGGACUUCAAUUGCAUAUGCAUGCUGGACUGGUGACCCUGUCAGCGAUGACCUCCAGAAUCAGGAGGAACUGGAUCGACACACUGAGGAGGAGAAUCUCAUUCAGGAAUUCGGCUGAAAGCAUCCGACACCCAGACAACAGUGACAUCAGCGACAGAGAGAACUCCAGUUCCCAGAAUGCACCGUCCCGAACCUCUCCCGCACCCCAUGACCCAGGGUCAGAUGUCGGUGGUCCGUAUCAGGAUGAACCCAACAUGAGGUCCUCACCGUUAACCAACCGGCGGGAGGCCGGCGAGGGGCGCGACCAAGAGCUCGAAAGACGUCUGGAGGACCGGACCAAGUGGUUUCAGGAGGGAAUUUCCGACAGGGAGGGGGAAGACCCCUGGGAUAGGGUUGAGUUGAAGAAGGGGGUUGUGACUUCGGUGAUUUUGACCCAGCCGCAGGUUCCUGAUGCUCAGAUGGGGCCAAACAUCGAGAAGAAGUGGGCAGACUUUGAGCAGCUUCCAAUCGGAGAAAAGAGGUCACCGGCUGGUUUCCAGAAUCCGCAAACGACAAAUGAGGUGCUUCAGCGAGAGGUGGUGUCUCUAAAGCAGCAGAUCGAGGCUCUUCGUCAGGUCCGUGUGGGGGCCAGUGUCUGCGGUCCUGACGCACCCUGCUCUCUGAAACUCGAUCAGAUGGAGAAGGAGCAUCGAGAGAGACUGCAGAAGAUACACGACGAGCACGAGAGAGAACGCAGAGAGAUUGAGAAAGACAAACAGAGACUGCUGCAGGAGGAAGCCAAGAAUGCAGUCCAAGCGAUGGAGGCUCUGAGGAAAGCUCAUCAGGAGGAGAUUGAGAAGCUGAGGGGUCACGGAGGAGGAGAGACGAAAGACCCCUCCAUCAGACGACAGCUGCACGAGUCGCUCUCUCUGCAGCAGGAGUUGGACGGUCUGUCGGAGCGUUAUUCCCAGCAGUGCGUGGAGCUCAACCGCAUCCAGAACAGCACUGAAGAGCAAAACGGAGAGAUCCGACAGAAGGAGAGAGAGAUGGAGCAGCUCAGCCAAGAGAACCAGGAACUGCAGGCGCGUCUGACGGAGGAGAUAAGUCUCAUGCGAUCCUUCAUCACAGGCCAAAGAUCAGGAGUUGUUCCCCUCGGCAGCUACGAAAGGAGCACCUCUGAAUUAGAGAUGUUACUGAAGGUGAAGGAGAGCGAGGUGGAUUUUCUACACAAGGAGAUCAGCUGUCUCAGAAAAGAGGUCCAAACUCUUACUAAGGUACACAUUUUGCUUGUGAAAGUCAUAUAA